AGUAGGGGUAGUUUAGACUUUCCACGUAAAUGAAUUUCCUUCACAGUAGCUAGCUAGGGUUUUGAUAUAAACAGCUCUCGAUCGUCAUUUAACAAAGCUCCGGCGCCACCCCCACUAUACGCUAGUCUAACUCUCUCUUUGCGAAAUUUCACGGUUUUUAGAAAUGGCGACAGUUCCAGGACAAUUGAUAUGGGAGAUCGUUAAGACCAACAACUGUUUCUUGGUCAAACAGUUCGGAAGAGGCAACGCUAAGGUUCAGUUCAGCAAGGAGACCAACAAUCUCUGCAACCUCAACUCCUACAAGCACUCUGGUCUUGCUAACAAGAAGACAGUGACCAUCCAGGCAGCUGACAAGGAGCAAGGUGUUGUCCUCGCUACCAGCAAGACCAAGAAGCAGAACAAGCCUAAGAUCUCUGUCAACAAGUCUGUCCUCAAGAAGGAAUUCCCAAGGAUGUCCAAGGCUGUUGCUAACCAGGUGGUAGACAACUACUACAGGCCAGACUUGAAGAAGUUCGCUCUUGCUAGACUCAGUGUCAUCAGCAAAAGCCUUAGGGUUGCCAAGUCCGGUGCCAAGCAAAGAAACCGUCAAGCUUAAGCUUUUUUGUUCAGAAUCUUAUGUUUGAAGUAAAAGAUUUUGCUGAAGAUGUUUAUUAAGUUGCUUUGUGUUGAAGUUGAAUCGUAACACCAUGCUCCUUUUCAUUUAAGAGUUUUUUUAUACUUAUGCUAGUUUUUGUUGAAUCUUUUUUAUCAAAUGAAGAACUCGAUUAAACC
Brassica napus (rape) is the source of this 771-nucleotide messenger RNA. RefSeq names its product 60S ribosomal protein L28-1. Gene Ontology annotation, biological process: translation. The record is from RefSeq and is a predicted model, not a curated record. Gene Ontology annotation, molecular function: structural constituent of ribosome. Gene Ontology annotation, cellular component: ribosome; cytosolic large ribosomal subunit. The transcript has 4 exons. NCBI's taxonomy places the organism in Eukaryota, Viridiplantae, Streptophyta, Magnoliopsida, Brassicales, Brassicaceae. Bases 164 to 595 code for a protein of 143 amino acids.